GGCCCCGCUUCCCCGUGCUCCUCCGCGCGCUGACGGGCAGCCCCGGUAAACAGGAGCCGGGAGAGGGAGCCGGGGGCGCCCCGGCCCCGCAGGAGCCUCCCCGGCCCGGGCAUGGGCAGCAGCCGCGGGGCCGGCGCUGCGCGGGGCACCGAGCAUGGCUUCAGUGCCCAAUGGGAAGGAAGAGUAUUUCUUCUGAGGGGGACGUUGAUUUCUCAGGAAGCCAGUCUCUACUGUUUGUGAGAGUUGAUGGGAUCAUGGCUAAGAGUGAUAACAAGGUGCAAGGCCUAACAAUGGCACCGAAUAAGGACUGCCUCCACGCCUCCUUCCUGUAAAUGAUAGGACCAAACAAGGCGGUGUGAUGAACAUGCCACUGCAUCAAAUCUCUGUCAUUCCAGCUCAGGAUGUUACCUCUUCCAGAGUCUCCAGGAGCAAGACCAAAGAAAAAGAGGAACAGAAUGAGAAGGCUUUGGGGCAUUCUGUGAGCCGCUCUAGCAACAUCUCAAAGGCUGGAAGUCCAACCUCUGUCUCUGCCCCUCAUAGCUUCUCUCGGACUUCUGUUACACCAUCCAAUCAGGACAUUUGCAGUUCCAGUGCAGUGUUUUCUGAGUGUUGUCAUCACAGUCCAGUGCAGUCUGCUGUUGUCUUGAAAAAUCCGCACUGCCAGAGCCCUCUGACACAAGGGGUCACUGUGACAGUAAUCUGUCAGGACGCGUUACAUGCAGCAAGGAGAAACUCCCGUGGGCAGGAUCGGGGCCAGGCACUCAGGUCUGCUAAGAAUGUAAAGCCCACUCGCACUCUGAAAUUCUCCAAGUCCCUCAAUGACGUGGACCAGAAGGCGCAGGGCACCAGUGAGUGCUUUGACUAUGUGGAGCGAACACGCUCAGAAGGCAAAUUGACCCCGAAUCAAGAACAAUGUUUAAGGAUUAACAAAUUUCAUCUUAAAGAAAGGAAACCAAUCAAUCUCAGGCCUCUUUCUUUUAGCAAUUCUAAGCACUCCUAUAUCCCUUCCCUUUCCAACUACUCGAGUGCAUCAGGAGGAGCAGAGAACCACAACGCUGUACACAUCCCCUUGCUGGAAGACAAAGUGGACCAUGACACCUCAAGGAGCAAAAAACUGUUGCGUUAUCUUUUUUCCUUCUCCCACACCUCCAGCACCAGCAGCCUGCACAAGUUCCACGAAUUGGAGAGCUAUUCCAGUCACUUCCAAGCUGAGAAAUCCUCUAGUGUGCUGGUGGAAAGCACAGACUUCUGCUCUGAUGAUAUGGGAGACGAUGAUGUCUUUGAGGACAGCACCUCAGUGAAACUGAAAACAAAAGAGCAGCGGGCACCACUCUGUUCAGUUGAGAAGGACAGUGACCUUGACUGCCCUUCCCCCCUCUCAGAAAAAUUUCCCCCUCUCUCCCCUGUUUCUACAUCGGGGGAUACCUGCAGGAUAUGUCACUGUGAAGGAGAUGAUGAGAGCCCUUUGAUUACCCCCUGUCACUGCACGGGAAGUCUUCAUUUUGUGCACCAAGCCUGCCUGCAGCAAUGGAUCAAAAGCUCAGAUACACGAUGCUGUGAACUCUGCAAGUAUGAGUUCAUCAUGGAGACAAAACUGAAGCCUUUGCGAAAGUGGGAGAAGUUGCAGAUGACAGCCAGCGAGAGGAGGAAGAUCAUGUGCUCUGUAACAUUCCAUAUCAUUGCCAUCACCUGCGUUGUGUGGUCUCUCUAUGUCCUGAUAGACAGGACUGCUGAGGAGAUUAAACAGGGACAGACUACAGGGAUUUUAGAGUGGCCAUUUUGGACUAAGCUGGUGGUUGUGGCUAUUGGUUUCACUGGAGGACUUCUGUUCAUGUACGUACAAUGCAAAGUGUACAUACAGCUGUGGAAGAGACUUAAAGCAUAUAACCGAGUAAUAUAUGUACAAAACUGUCCGGAAACUAGCAAAAAGAAUAUUUUUGAAAAACCUGCACUAAUGGAGCCAAACUUCGAAAGUAAAGAAGUGCUUGGGGUUCACCAUUCAGACACAAACUCUUCACAUUACACAGAGCCAGAAGACUGUGCUGCAGAAAUCCUUCACGUUUGAUUGUUCGGUGGGAGGGGUGUUUCCGUAUGUCCUUGAAGAUUUAAAAUAUCAUUGUUUACUGCAAACUGCUCUACCUUUUUAAAAUCGGCUGAUUUUAACCUGAGGGCUGGCAGAUGAAUUUUUUUUACAUUUUUUUUUUUUGUUGGAAUUUUUUUAAACCCCUUUGGCAAAUCUGUCAAUGCCAUCUCUCAACUUUGUCUCUUGGCUGAUCAAUGAGCCACAGCAUACUGGGUGGAACGAGCGUUGGGUUUGGUAUCAAGCAAGCCACUAGUAAACGGUCAUCAACUUCAUGGAGUCUGUUACUUUAGAAGAUGACAUUGAUUCUGGAAUAUGUGUAGAGUGGGAAUCAUUUGUUUGUUCUUUAAGCAUGAUCACAUUGAGGGAAAUGAGAGAGCUGGAGUCUAAUCUACCGCUAACACUGCCACUAACAUUUUGUUUUAGGCAGCGGGUGUUAAAUUUUGCUUUACAUAUUGUGAUGAGACUUACAAAGCAUAUAGCACUUUUAAAAAUCUUUAUUUUGUAAUAUGUAUGUCAAAUGAGAAUGAAACUUGAAAGAAUAUGUCCUUUUUAAAACAUUUCUUCUUCUUUACCCCAUCUAUUCUUCUGGAACAUAAGCGUCUCGUCUUAUCAAAAAAACCAAAAAAAACCAAAAAAAAAUUUAAAAAAUUCCAACCUGUGAUUUCCAACACAUGCCCACAUUAUUUAACUAAACAUAACACUAACAUAACAUAAACUGUGUUUCCUUAGAGAAACAAUUUUUUUCAAAGGACAUUGCACUUGUGACUUGUGUUUCGGGAGUAGUGGACAUGUACAGUGUUCAUUUUCAGUGCGUAAUGGUUUCAGUGCUCUAUUUUGGGGGUUGGUUGUUGUUUUUGGGUUUUUUUUUUCCCAACUGGUCAGACCAUCAACACACCUGCACAUAUAUCCUGAUGUAACUUUCAUUUCAAACUGUUGGCAAAGGAUUUGUGGCUAUAUUGGUUAAAAUGUGAGCUGUUAAUGGAAAAAAAGAUACUUAGUCAAUACAGCUGAAACUGGUUUUCCUUCUCUAGUACUGUGUCAUGUGUGAAAAAAACCAAGAAUUUGACAUCGUCAAAACAGAUGCUGAGUUCACAGUUUAGGAAGUAAAUAUUGCAUUAAGUGGAUGAAUUGAAAAAUACCUGCCUGGUUUUAGUCCUGAUGUGGUGCAUUACAAGGUUAGGGAACAGUUUUGUCUGUGCUUUUGAAUUUGAGACUUGCUUUUUAAUCAGUCAGCCUCAAUGAAAAGAGUGAGACAGCUUUAAAAUCUGUUUGCAGGGCAUUAGACAGAGUUGCCCAAAGCCUGGGGUGUCUGCUGUUAGUUUGCUUCACCAAUCUGUCACUGAAUCCCUGUCCAGCUUCAAGCACUCGUUUAACCAAAGUCCCAGUACGACUGGAGCAGAAACAAAGCCCCACAAAACGUCAGCACGCGAGGCCUCUGCAUUUGUAGGCUGACUUUCUCUGCCUGAACCCUAUCUAAACCUCUGUAAAGUCAAAGAUCAUCUUCUGGUUUAUCUUAGUAGGAGUUGCCUAGAAUUCUUAGGUAAAAGUUUCUGUUUAUGUGUCAAGAUACUGAACUAAAUCCACAGUUCUGGUUCAGAUUUUGCUUAGUCUUUUUCAAGUAAAACUUUAAUUGAGCAAAUUCUUUUAAUAAUAAAAGUAGUUGCUUUAAGACUUCCCAAAGAAUAACUGUAGGAGAUCGGUGAUUUUCCUUUCUUAAAAUGUAAUAUUAAUUUAUUUCUAAAUUUUAAAAGAAGGCAGAGGAGGAGCUAUGGUAAGAGAACAUACACAAGUGGUUUCUAAGAGCUGUUAAGAGGAAAAACGUGUGUGCAUGGUGCCUCUGUGUGGUCUCAUGCUUGAAGCUUACUGGCUGUGAUCUUCAGGAACAACACAGUACCGUGUUCUUGAGAUGUUUUACAAUAUCCAGACCCCUAGGUGGUGCUGGCAAACCUGUGCUGGCAGGGAUUUAUGUACGUGUGCUAGGUGUCAGGAUGUCCCAUGCUUACAUGAUACGGGCAGACAAACCCUGCAUACCCUGCUAGUAUCAGGGCAGCAAUCUUCAUGACAUGCACAUAGUGUUUGUUGCCUAAACCUGCCAUAAUAUAAAGUGCAAUUACUCAGGCCCUUUCCUGAACUGAGUGAUCAUCUUCUAUUAUGAGAACCCAGAUAAUACACUGUCUUGUUUUGUUUUCUUUUUUUUUUUUUUUGAGGAAAGAUUUAUUAGAUAAACUCAGGUGGGUUAAAUAUCAGGUCUUGCACACCUUCAUCAUGUUGUUGUGAAGUGCACAAGGUUUACAUGUCUGCAAGAUGUUCACGUUACAGCUGCAAGAUGCACAGAAUCCACUGCCGACUGAUGCUGUGCAUGUUUUCAUCUGAUCUCUGACCAAUAGCUGAAAUUAAAAUGGACAAGUUCUGGUAUGAAACUUGCUUGUACUUCAUCCCAUGCCUGAGAGGCACUGAUGUCUGAGAAAUAUUCUGACAAGUGCCAGUAUGGCACACUAAUGUUCUGGUCCUUUUUCAAUCACAAUCAUGUAUGAUUCAUGGUGAAACAUUGCAAAAUCUCAUUCGGUGUUUUGGAAGCUCCAUCUGGCACGUGCCAGGUAGUGUUCAAUGUAUUCAGGAUACAGAAGGUUUUUACUGUGCCUCUGUGUAUCUUAACUUGGGAAGAAAAGUUACCUCUAGCAAAAUCAUCUGGGGAAACAUAUUUGCAGAUGAAACUGUUUUACCCAGUGUUACUGCUAAUCAUUCCAUCUCCCAGCAGGGCUUUUCUGAAUGAAAAUAAUUUAAAGUCUAAAUAUUUCAAGUUUUUAUACUGUUUAGGAAUGCUCAUACCAGGAAGGGCUGCAGAAGAGAUCCAUCUGUCAGGGGUUUUCAAUUAUGCUGGUCACACUUCUUGUGCUGGUUCUUGCUUGGUGUUAACAGUGGGCUUCUGGAGCUGCAGUUUUCUGCUUCUGCGUAGUGCCAUCAUAUGGUAUGAGAAUGCUGAAUGGUGCUUUUUCCUUCUUUCUCCUCAAGGAGAUACUGUUGACUUGUUUUCAGCUUCCAGCUGUGAGGCACUGAUGCUAGCUCAGGUGAGCUCUGUCAUUCUUGCCCACAUGUCAGUAAGGGGAACCACCAGCCCCCAUCAGGUCAGGCUUUCCAAUGCUUCCUUCUGGCAGCUCUUGAAAUCUGAAACAGGAGUCUGUUUUGUUUUUUUUUUUUUUGUCUUUGUUCCUUGGCCAAAGUUAGUUCGGGUUACUUGGAACUUCUCUGAGACCAGAAUUUAAGUAGGAGGAACUAUAGGCUUAAUGCCACCUACUACGACACUUUCCCUAGAUUGCCAGAGUCUUUGCUGAUAUGUCCUAUGACAUCGGACCAAAUUCCCUUUCUAUUGACUUAAAUCCUCUCAAAAAAAAAAAAAAAAAAAAAAAAAGUACUGGCUGUGCCAAGGAAAUUUCCCUGCUGUGUCAUAUUUGGUAUAUCUACCAGGUCAUGAACAUGCAUUGUGUUAGAAAUACAAGUGUGUGCUGCAGAAGUUGAUGCCAUUUAAGAGAUUGUGAGACAUUAAAUACCUAUGAAUUCUUUGGACUUCAUUCAACUGUAGCCCUAUAUUUGAGUGGUGGUAGUGUUUAAAAAUGUUGCCCUGUGUUCUGAAGAGAUGACCACACCUCAGGAUGGCUUCGUCUGGUUUAACAUCAUUAAGACUGGAUUUGCUUCAGCAGGAGGGUUUCAACAAAGGUUACACUGAGCCUGCUAAGGGUUAGAGAAGUGUUGGGCCUCUGUGCUGCACCUGGGAAAUCCUGGGAAGCAAUAGUAACUCCCUGUCUUAAGUCCCCUUCUGCCCAUUCCCUGUACUGACCAGGGCGUCAGUCCCAUUUGUGUCGGUGCUGUAAGGGAGGGGUCUGCUUGGUGUGCUGCUCAUCAGAAGCCUCUGAAGUGGUGCAUGGAUAUGGCCACACACAGGAGCUGGUUGCUGCUGCCCCAUGUUUAGAUGGGUAAGUAUCUGUUGCAAAGUGUGACCUGGGUCCCAAUUUCUCCUAGCGCUAAAUAUGUUGAGAUACAGAUGUCUUGUGCAGUUUGCUGUGGAGAUUGUGGCCAGCCAUGAAAGGGACGUUGGUGACUCUGUGUUGGGUCCCUCUCAAAUGUGGACAAAACAGGGCAAAUACAAAAGCAAGGAUAUUGCUGGCUGGAUUUUCACAGUGUUAUAUUAGAUAUGCAAAGAAAACUUCUAAAUGAGACCUUCUGUUUGUGAGUAUUUUUUAGUUUUGGGAUAUUGCAGUGUCCGUAUAUUCCAAUGAAGUACUGAAAGCACUUGGCUUUGUAUAGAAGAUAACUGAUUAAAAAUCACAGCUGAACCUGUAUUUAGGUAAAAGAUUUGUAGAUAGAUAAUUGUAUAAUGUUAAACAACUUUACACUGGCAUGUGUUGUAUAGUUUAUACAAGACACUUCACACUUCUGCAGAAUUUUUUUAGAUAGUAAAUUUUUAGCAACUUAAAUGUAUGGUUUUGUAUCUUUCAUGUAUGUUUGUUUUCUCAGUAUUACCACUUGCAGAAUUAUUUUUAGUUUCUUAAACUGUAAUUGAUCAUUUGUGUGCGAUACACAGGGUUAUUGACUGCAGCAAUAAAGUGUUUCUAUAAA
Molecule: messenger RNA, 6697 nt
Organism: Cuculus canorus (common cuckoo)
Lineage: Eukaryota; Metazoa; Chordata; Aves; Cuculiformes; Cuculidae
Gene: MARCHF8
Product: membrane associated ring-CH-type finger 8
Exons: 9
Coding region: 359-2065 (568 amino acids)
Biological process (GO): immune response; protein polyubiquitination; antigen processing and presentation of peptide antigen via MHC class II
Cellular component (GO): cytoplasm; late endosome membrane; early endosome membrane
Molecular function (GO): ubiquitin protein ligase activity; zinc ion binding; MHC protein binding
Source: RefSeq, a predicted model, not a curated record